UGCUGAUCCUAACUACCGAAGGGCUUUAACAGUGAAAAGGAAACCAAUCGAUUUGUGGAAGUUUGCUUAGCGGGCAUUGAACGUUGGACAAUGCGGUUACCUUCAAUUUGUCGCUACUACGUCGACUUGUUUCGGACGGCGUGUAUAUAUUUCAAUGUCACCACCAAAUCACCGGAUACAACAAUAAAGAGCUUAUCAAUUGCCAAUUUAUCAAGGCUUGAAAGGUGUCAGCUAAAUGGGUUCACUCUUUUCAAGACGCAAAAAUCGGUCCAGAAUAACGGAACAAGACAAAGCCAUUUUAAGGUUGAAGAGGCAACGUGACAAACUCAAUCAGAUAUCCAAUAAGCUAGAUAACCAAAUAGAAAAUGAAAAAGUUCUUGCCAAGGAACUUAUUAGGCAAGGUAAAAAGGAGCGGGCUCUGCUGCUGCUGAAAAAGAAGAGAUAUCUUGAAAACCUCAUACAUAAAACUGGUAUUCAACUAUCAAACAUCGAACAACUUGUCAAUGACAUCGAAUUUGCUCAAAUAGAAGUGGAUGUUUUAGAUGGGUUAAAGUGCGGGAAUAAGGCUCUUCAGGAUAUCCGAAAGGUAAUGUCGUUAGAUGAUGCCGAACGGAUUAUGUCAGAAGCUCAUGAUGCUGUGGAAUAUCAACGUGUAAGCUCGCAUAAAUCAACAAACAUUUAUGUGGUUGUUUUGUUUCAAUAUCAGGCCGUUGUGUGAAGUGUUUAUGUUGUUACGUCUAGGUACUCAGGAUGUUUGUCAUAAAUAAGUGUGUAGUCUACUGUAUACAUUUCCAAUAUGUGAUUCAAGAAAUCAAUAUCGACUGUGAGUAACAUUUCUUUUGAAGGAUCUUGGAUUGUUAGUGGUUUUACUUUACUGCUAAGGUACUACAGAAGAAUUACAACAGAUCUUGAGAACUUGCGAAGUUGGGACUUCCUUUGUAGAAAGCUAAGAGAUGCUUUAGUUAAAAUAAGUGAUAAGAUCCCGUUUACACCUACACAAAGUGAUCGUGAUGCAUUCUUCAUUGGAGAGUCUUGCCCAUGAGAUCUCGACUUGUGCUAAUGAACACGAGUUAGAUGAUAUCGUUUCUGGCGGUCUGUCCUCUAAUGAUUACCACGAGAUUGAGUGUGAAUUAACUCGUCUCAUAGAACCUGAAGUUAUCGAUCUCCCACGUGUGCCUGAUCAUCCCAUAGAUCAGUUUGAUGAAAAAAAAUCGAAAGAUCCUGCACGCAGAGAGCUAAACAGAGAAGCAUUAGCAGUUGGGAGUUAAAUUGAAAAUAUCAUUAAAUUAUCUGGUAGGAAUACAAAUGCUUUAAUUAUUGAAACUGAAAUGGAACAAAUUCUUUAUUUAUACAGUUGAAUUUACUUAUGUUACUUAUUUACAUACAAUGCUUCCCAUUGUACAGAAAUUUGUAUAGUGAUAACGUCAUUAUUACUAUUGUUAUGCUUACCCCUUUCUUGAAUCAUUCACAUAAUAUAUGCAUUAUAUUGGUGUCUUCCCUUUUGCUUUGAAAUACAGUAUGCAUCCCUAUUCAUCACUUGGUACUACUUUCAAUGUAGAUGAUUUUUUUGUGUGUAUGUAUUUUUGUUUGUGUUACACAAGUUGAUUACAUUUCAGAGUAAUGCAUGGAUUUUUAAGUAUGAAACCGAUAGAAAAGCACUGCACAACAUGACUCUGCUUAAAAAAAACGGAUAUUUUAUCUUCAUCUGUUCUUGUAAAAAACGAAAUGUAAUCUGUAGUUAUAAAUAAUUUUUCAAAAAUAGCUACAAUAAUAAUAGUAAAACUCGUGAAAGCUAGGAUACAAAGUUAUCUUAAAUCACGUUUAUUUACUUUAUGAAUGAAUUCUGCGUUUUUGGUUGAAAAUCACAUAACCGCCCCAAAAUUGCACUUAAAACACCCAAAAUAGAUUUUGCACAACACAAGGAGGUAGACAUAGCUGACGACAUGGCGAUUUUAUUUACUUUCCGAAAAUUCAACUGUAACCAAAUACGCUUGUGUGUGUGGAUUUUAAUAUCAUUUGAUAAUUAAUUAUUAAAUAUCAUGCGUAAAUGAACUAGCGGGAAUGCAACUGAUUUUUUCACUGAAUUAUUGUAAAACUGAUGCUGGAUAUUGUACUGAAUUAAAAUCACACGAUGGUUAAUAAGUAGUAGCUGCCGUUUGCUUUUAAUCCUUAAAAUUAGCGUUCCGCAAUUAGCUCUAGGUUUAACUUUGAACUGUUUUAUUGUCGUCUAUUUAUUGGUUAAUUAGACCUGACUAACUAUUCCUUACGAAGAUGUGAUUAAAUGUCUUUUUGUAGUGGUUACGGUUAAUUAUUGAAUUGUAUAGUUUGUGUAAAAUUUCAUUCAUGUGAAUUGAGAAAGUCUCAUGGAAACAUAUGGUACUUAUAUUCUAGAUAUUGAUCGCCAUUUUAUCCCAUAAUUAGACAUUUUUUGGUAAUUCCGUUGAUCGGUUCAUGAACUCAAUUAA
This is a messenger RNA of Schistosoma rodhaini, 2465 nucleotides long. The record is from the annotation of a GenBank genome assembly. NCBI's taxonomy places the organism in Eukaryota, Metazoa, Platyhelminthes, Trematoda, Strigeidida, Schistosomatidae.